Messenger RNA from Gastrolobium bilobum, 1797 nucleotides. Its product is annotated as inactive TPR repeat-containing thioredoxin TTL3-like. The transcript has 8 exons. The record is from RefSeq and is a predicted model, not a curated record. Gene Ontology annotation, cellular component: cytoplasm. Gene Ontology annotation, molecular function: protein binding. NCBI's taxonomy places the organism in Eukaryota, Viridiplantae, Streptophyta, Magnoliopsida, Fabales, Fabaceae. Bases 1 to 1797 code for a protein of 598 amino acids.
AUGUCCAACACAAUGCAACAAACGGGCUUCGAUUCCCUGUGUCGCGACCACAACAAGCCCGAUUCCAAACAACUCGAUCUGGGUUCCACCGUUAAUGCCGCCGCUGCUCCCAAACUCCCCAGUGACAGAAUGCCUACCAACCACUCCGGCGAGCUCGCUGCGACGACUAGCGAUAAAAAGCCCGGUCACCGGAGAUCGGUCUCCGCCGGAGCUCCGUUAUACCACUCUGUCGGAGCGAACAGUCCGAGCUUGUUUCCGAGCGGGAACAUUUGUCCGACGGGGAAGAUCCUCAAACCGGGUUCCGGUUUGCCCUCUCGCGGGCCGAACCGGACCGACGUCUUGGGUUCGGGGAAUCGCGCAAUGGGUGGUUCUGAUCCUGAGGAGGUGAAGAAUGUUGGGAACGAUUUGUAUAGGAGUGGUAACUUUACAGAGGCGUUGGCAAUGUAUGAUCGUGCUGUUUCCAUGUCGCCGGGAAAUUCCGCUUACCGGAGUAAUCGUGCGGCGGCGCUCACGGCGUUGGGGAGGUUAGGUGAGGCGGCGAGGGAGUGCCUUGAGGCUGUGAAGUUGGAUCCUGCUUAUGCUAGGGCCCACAAGAGGCUUUCCUCUCUUUAUCUCCGCUUUGGGCAGGUUGGGAAUUCCAGGCAUCACCUCUCUCUCUCUGGGGUGAAGGAGGAUCAAUCUGAGGAGCAGAAGCUGUUGUUAUUGGAGAAGCAUCUGAACCGAUGUGAAGAUGCGCGAAAGGUUGGCGAUUGGAAGAGAGCAAUUAGGGAAUCAGAGGCAGCCAUUGCUGUUGGGGCAGAUUCCUCACCUCAGCUUGUUGCUUGUAAAGCUGAAGCUUAUUUAAAACUCCAUCAACUCGAGGAUGCUGAAUCCUGUCUCUCAAACAUUCCAAAGUUGGAUGGUUGUCCCUCAGCCUGCUCUCAAACCAAGUUCUUCGGUAUGGUUGGUGAAGCUUAUGUACUUUUUGUCUCCGCGCAGGUUGAGAUGGCUUUGGGAAGGUUUGAGAAUGCUGUCGCAGCAGCAGAAAAGGCUAGCCUGUUAGAUUACAGUAAUGUUGAAGUUGCUAGGGUUGCAAAUAUUGUGAAAAUGGUGGCACAAUCUCGUUCCAGGGGCAAUGAUCUUUUCAGCUCUGGCAAAUUUUGUGAAGCUUGUUCUGCUUAUGGAGAAGGCCUCAAAUAUGACAAUUCCAACUAUGUUCUAUAUUGCAAUAGAGCUAUUUGUUGGUCUAAACUUGGACUAUGGGAACAAUCUGUUCAAGACUGCAACCAAGCUCUUAAAAUUCAACCAAAUUACACCAAAGCCCUUUUCCGCAGGGCUGCGUCAAAUGCAAAGCUUGAAAGAUGGGUAGAAGUUGUUAAAGAUUACCAGGCCUUAAAACGCGAACUCCCUAAUGACAAUGAAGUUGCUGAAUCUCUUCGUCAGGCUCAACUAGCAUUGGAGGAAUCUCGUGGAGUGGUAUAUGGUACUAAGUUUGGAGUUGAAGUUGAAGAAAUCUCUGCAUUAGAUAAAUUUAAAGCUGCAAUUGCUUCUGCUGGUGUUUCUGUGGUUCAUUUCAAAGAGGCAUCAAAUGAACUAUGUGAAGAAAUAUCUCCAUUCAUAAAUACAUUGUGUGUGAGAUAUCCGUCUAUUAAAUUUAUUAAGGUGGACGUGGAGGAGUGUCUAGCAAUAGCAAAAGCCGAAAGCAUAAGAAGUGUUCCAACUUUUAAAAUUUAUAAAAAGGGAGAGAAGGUGAAGGAGAUGAUCCGCCCAACACAUCAGUUCUUAGAGGACUCAGUAAGGAAAUGUAAUAGCCUCUAG